UUCAUGAUGCCUUUUAGUUUAUCUUUCAAUUUCAUUUGUGAAUCACUGUGACUCAUUGGGGUCAGGCAUUAUUCGGCAAUCAUUUGUUUAGCCCCUAUCAUGUGCCAGCUGCUGUUGUGGACACAGGGUAUACAGCAGAGAAUAUCAUGGUAAAAACAAAACAAAACAAAAAAACAACUCUGCUGCCUGUACCUUAAAUUCUGGUAGGGAAAGCUUUUUACCAAGCUUAUGUCUCUGCUAUCUGGAGGGUAAUGGCUGAGGCCCAGCAAGGACAAGUGAUGUGCAGAAAGCCUAGUAACUGGAAGGCAAACCCGACUCUUCACACUCCUACUUCAGCCAUCUUUAAGUAGGUGUUUUACACAGUAGACACUUUAGAGGGAAGACAACACACUUCAAUGUGAGCCUUCCUCAUCUGAAAUGUGGAUUCCUGGAUUGUGCCAGCUGGAAUGCCUCUGCAGGAAGUGCUAGUGGGACUGUGAAAUUGUACCACCUGUGGCCUGGCAGUCUCACUGCACUCGUGCACAGGGAGGCCCCUUCAGAUCUGGCUAAAAGUGGCAUAUCUAUGCUAUGGAAGACUAGGCGGCAGUUAGAGCAAAAUAGGAGGAAUUUUGUUGUCAGAGAAUAAAAGGAGGUUGUCCAUAAUUGACUUUAAGCAGCAAUCAGUAAAACAUUGAGCUCUUCAGCUCCACCUUUCUUGCUCUGAGAAUUGGAAUACCAAGAAGGUUUUGAUGUUUUGUGUGACGCCACCUGAAUUAGAAACCAAGAUGAACAUAACCAAAGGUGGUCUGGUGUUGUUUUCAGCAAACUCAAAUUCAUCAUGUAUGGAGCUCUCAAAGAAAAUUGCAGAGCGACUGGGGGUGGAGAUGGGCAAAGUGCAGGUUUACCAGGAACCUAACAGAGAAACAAGAGUACAAAUUCAAGAGUCCGUGAGAGGAAAAGAUGUUUUCAUCAUCCAAACCGUUUCAAAGGAUGUGAAUACCACCAUCAUGGAGCUCCUGAUCAUGGUGUAUGCAUGUAAGACCUCUUGUGCCAAGAGCAUCAUUGGCGUGAUACCCUACUUUCCUUACAGCAAGCAGUGCAAGAUGAGAAAAAGAGGCUCCAUUGUCUCUAAAUUGCUGGCUUCCAUGAUGUGCAAAGCUGGUCUAACUCAUCUUAUUACUAUGGAUUUACACCAGAAGGAAAUUCAGGGCUUCUUCAACAUUCCUGUUGAUAAUUUAAGAGCAUCUCCCUUCUUAUUACAGUAUAUUCAAGAAGAGAUCCCAGAUUACAGAAAUGCAGUAAUCGUGGCCAAGUCUCCAGCCUCUGCGAAGAGGGCACAGUCUUUUGCUGAGCGCCUGCGCCUGGGAAUUGCAGUGAUUCAUGGAGAGGCGCAGGAUGCUGAGUCAGACUUGGUGGAUGGACGGCAUUCCCCACCUAUGGUCAGAAGUGUGGCUGCCAUCCACCCCAGCCUGGAGAUCCCCAUGCUGAUUCCUAAAGAGAAGCCCCCAAUCACAGUUGUGGGUGAUGUUGGAGGAAGGAUUGCCAUCAUUGUGGAUGACAUCAUUGAUGAUGUUGACAGCUUUCUCGCUGCAGCAGAGACCCUGAAGGAAAGAGGUGCAUAUAAGAUCUUUGUGAUGGCGACUCAUGGCUUGUUAUCUUCUGAUGCCCCCCGGCUGAUUGAAGAGUCUGCCAUUGAUGAGGUGGUGGUCACCAAUACAAUUCCACAUGAAGUCCAGAAGCUCCAGUGCCCCAAGAUUAAAACUGUGGAUAUCAGCAUGAUCCUUUCAGAGGCGAUCCGUCGGAUCCACAAUGGAGAGUCCAUGUCCUACCUUUUCAGAAACAUAGGCUUAGAUGACUGAACAGCUUUCCUUUAGGAAAAUUCCCAAGGGCCAAACUGGAAACGUAAAAGUGACUGCCUGCUGGGAUAGAUUCACAGGAGCCAUUGUAUUUGUUCCCCUCUCCUUGUAACCUCACUUCUUGAUUCCUAUGAAGAUAGACCAACUUUUUAUGUCAGUCUGGGUGUUUGUGAGUUUGGGAGCAAUUUUUAUAAAAGAAAACCUUUAUCUUGUCUUUUAAAAAGGUAACAUCUUGUUUUAGUUUAACCAUUUAAAAAAUAACACUUGGAAUAAGAUUUGUAAGCUCACAAAGUCUUUUUCCGAAGUUGCUUGGGCCAAGUGGUUAAAAAAGUUAAUAAAGUAAAAUGAUCUGUAUAAUACCUGCAGUUGAAAAGCCAAAAAGAUUAUACUGUUAAAUCCAGUAAAUGACAUUUUUAGAGAUGCUUUUAUAGAGAAGCAUAUGGAAUAUGUGAUUGUAUUUAUUUUCUGCAGCUAAAAAAGGAAUAAAAACUUGUGUGUGUUUGUUUUUCUAAAACUUUGUGUUUUGGCAGUCGUUUUAUAACUAAAAUAAAAUGAAAGCUGAAUCUA
Messenger RNA from Cebus imitator (Panamanian white-faced capuchin), 2402 nucleotides. RefSeq names its product phosphoribosyl pyrophosphate synthetase associated protein 2 (gene PRPSAP2). Bases 729 to 1838 code for a protein of 369 amino acids. The record is from RefSeq and is a predicted model, not a curated record. Lineage: Eukaryota; Metazoa; Chordata; Mammalia; Primates; Cebidae. Gene Ontology annotation, molecular function: ribose phosphate diphosphokinase activity; magnesium ion binding. Gene Ontology annotation, biological process: 5-phosphoribose 1-diphosphate biosynthetic process; purine nucleotide biosynthetic process. The transcript is spliced from 13 exons. Gene Ontology annotation, cellular component: cytoplasm; ribose phosphate diphosphokinase complex.